Molecule: messenger RNA, 844 nt
Organism: Eutrema salsugineum
Lineage: Eukaryota; Viridiplantae; Streptophyta; Magnoliopsida; Brassicales; Brassicaceae
Product: B3 domain-containing protein At3g18960
Exons: 3
Coding region: 89-715 (208 amino acids)
Molecular function (GO): DNA binding
Source: RefSeq, a predicted model, not a curated record
CUCCUUCCCGAUUUCUCAUUUAUUUGGCUUUUAACUCUCCGCUCUCUUUGUCUUUGAGAAAGUAAAGGUAAAAAGAAAAGAAAAAAAAAUGGUUACUACCCGGGGAACGCAGGCCAGAGUCACCGCAGUCUCUCACCGCCGGCCACCGACGAAGCCUGAAUCUCCGGUGAAGAAUUUCUUCAAGGUGGUUUUACCCUCAACCAUGAAGAGUAACAUGAUGAGGAUUCCGACAAGAUUUGUAAAGCUACAAGGGUCUAAACUCUCCGAGGUUGUUACAUUAGAGUCUCCUGUGGGAUUCAAGCGUUCGAUAAAGCUUAAACGGAUCGGUGAAGAGAUUUGGUUCCAGGAGGGUUGGAGUGAAUUUGCAGAAGCUCAUUCCAUCAGUGAAGGCCAUUUUCUCAUAUUUAAAUACAAAGGAAACUCGAGUUUCCUUGUAACGAUCUUCGAUGUUUCAGCUUGUGAAAUUGACUAUCCACUGGAUGAAGUUCAUAUCAGUGACAGCGACGAUGAGGUAGUUGACAUUACAGACGCUGAGUUUCUUCCAACUCAAGGUACAGGGGGAGAUGAUCAAUCUGUUAAAGGUGGUGCCUCAGAGGACAAACGCAAGAAUAGACCAAGAGACAACGAGUUUGAGAAGAUUUUAAACGAUGUUGAUGGGAUUAAUCCAAUCGUUCUUGAAGAAGAAGAAGAAGAAAAGAGAGUCUUCAGGGAAUAACAGUUCUUUUAGCAGAACCGAGACCUGCAAGUGUUGUGUAAUGUUUAAUUAUUGACUUGAUGAAACCAAAACUUGAAUUGCACAAGAAAUUAGUUUUUGAUUCUGACCUUGUAACAAAAUAUUUUUAAA